This is a messenger RNA of Amblyraja radiata (thorny skate), 3151 nucleotides long. RefSeq names its product SEC11 homolog A, signal peptidase complex subunit (gene sec11a). The transcript is spliced from 8 exons. Gene Ontology annotation, molecular function: serine-type endopeptidase activity. Gene Ontology annotation, cellular component: signal peptidase complex; membrane. The coding region runs from base 21 to 560 and encodes 179 amino acids. Lineage: Eukaryota; Metazoa; Chordata; Chondrichthyes; Rajiformes; Rajidae. The record is from RefSeq and is a predicted model, not a curated record.
ACACACACGGUGACGGCGCCAUGAUGACGCUCGAUUUCCUCAACGAUGUGCGGCGCAUGAAUAAGCGGCAGCUGUACUAUCAGGUGUUGAAUUUUGGCAUGAUCGUGUCAUCUGCACUGAUGAUAUGGAAGGGACUGAUGGUUCUCACAGGGAGUGAGAGUCCAAUCGUAGUUGUACUCAGUGGGAGCAUGGAACCAGCGUUCCAUCGGGGGGACCUGCUAUUCCUGACAAACCGCGUGGAAGAUCCUAUCAGAGUCGGCGAAAUCGUUGUCUUCAGGAUUGAAGGGCGAGAAAUUCCAAUUGUGCACAGAGUGCUGAAGAUUCACGAGAAAGAAAGCGGAGACAUCAAGUUCCUGACAAAGGGUGACAACAAUGCUGUGGAUGACAGAGGCCUCUAUCGCCAGGGACAACAUUGGCUCGAGAAGAAAGAUGUUGUGGGAAGAGCUCGUGGGUUUGUCCCUUACAUUGGCAUAGUGACCAUUCUUAUGAAUGACUACCCCAAAUUUAAGUACGCAGUGCUCGUUUUGCUGGGACUGUUUGUGCUGGUCCAUCGAGAGUAAAAGACGGAAGGACAUCGUCUGAGGAGAGCAGUGGAGUUUCACACUCGGGGCCAAAUGUUCCAGGUGACCAAUAGUCGUGCGAUCCUGCAGCUAUUCCCAGGGACUCCUGCUUCCUGACAGAUGUCGAUUCGGUGUUUUUAAUGAAGAUCUGUGCCGUAGAACCGUUGAAUGAUGGACAGAAAGAUGCCAUCUACCGUGCAAACGCUUUUGGAUUCUGCAUCUUAAAUUUCUAGUGCAAAGUGAUCAUUGGCUUAUCUGGCAGAGAGGAGGAAGUGGGGGGGGGGGGGGGUAUAGUCGGCAGUGGGCGGUUUUAAACCCAGGGUUGCAAUUCCUAGCUUGGACCUUGUGUGGUUUGCAGUAGAUGUUUCGGUAUAGAUUGAAAGUGUUCCAUCUUGCAGUCAAAAUAUGUAGGAAGGAACUGCAGAUGCUGGUUUAAACCGAAGGUUGACGCAAGAAGCUGGAGUAACUCAGCUGGUCAGAUUGCAUCUCUGGAGAAAAGGAAGAGGUGAAAUUUCCAUCGAGUGUGAAGAAAGCUGAAAAGUCACCCAUUCCUUCUCUCCCGCGAUCCUGCCUGACCUGCUGAGUUGCUCCAGCUUUUUUUGUGUCUAUUUUCUGUCCUGCAGUGUUGUGUGUUGGCUUUCUGCUGACAGACAUCACAAGCACAUCUCCUCCCCUCAGUGCCAGCUUUAUGGUUCAGACACUGGCCAGAGGGCCGUUCUCCCUGUGAUUGAGUUUGCCCGUACUGCCCCCUGCACCUCACCAGUGAAUCCCAGUCUACCCCAGCGAUCCCAACUGCAGUGUAUACAGGAGCUGACACUUGUAAAUCCACAAAGAUAGUUAAAACCAGGGCCAAGCAUAUAGCACAGCCAGGAGUUUUAUAUAAUCUUUGGUAAGAAUGAAAAUGCCCAGAUUCUCAGCUUUAAUUACAGGCCACCAUUUUGAGAUGAAUUCCAGAAUCUAAAGUGUAUCAAUUUUGGACAAUUGUGUAUUCUUGUACACAAUUGCCUUGUUACAUAGAUAGUACAAUUGGGAAUCUUAUCAUUGUGUGAUUAAAAUCAACAUGUGAAAUGGCAGCAGGUGGAACCAUAUCUGUGCAAAGAAAGCCAUUAAUGUUUCAGAUCCAACGUUCUUCGUUGCUGCUUGGAUGAAGAAAACGGGUUAGUUUGGGUGGGACUGUUAACUGCUCUGCUUGCCAUAGAUGCUGCCUGACCGGCUGAGUGCAGCGUUUUUUUUAAAUUUCGGGUCUCCAGUACCUGCAGGCUUUAUUUUGAUUUUCAUCUUCUCUUUCCAGUCUUACUGGAUGGAAUGAUGGCAAACUGCUGGUGUUUUUUAAAAUUUGCAUUUAGGACAGAUUUUUGGCAAUCUCUUGAGCUGAAGACAAUUGAUUUACAAUAUAUUGCACAAUAUGGGCAAUACCCUGCUGGGAAUCUUAAUAUAUCUGAACACAAGAAAUAGGAGCAGGAAGAUGUAUGCCAUCCAGCUCUUUACACCUGCCCUGCCAUCCAUCAGAGUCUAAUAUCACAGCAGCAUUUUCCAUCACUACAUCCUUAGAUUUCUCCCCUGAUAUCUAAGAAAUCUCUUGGCCUCUUUCUUGACUACACUCAGUAACUGAGCACUGGAGGGUAGAGAAUCCCAAAGAUUUGUCCCCAUGUGACUGAAGCAAUGCCCGCCUCUGAUCAAUCUGAAAUGGCCGUCCCUGUAUUCGGUAACAGUGUCCCCUGGCCCGAGAUGACUCAACCAGGGAAACUACCUCCUUGCAUCUAGCUAGUCACACCCUUGUGUAUACCACUUUUCCCAAACUCUAGAGACUACAAUCCCAAUCUCCUCAUGUUGUUACUGGGACCUGUUGAGUGUUAACUACCAUUUGCUUUUCUCCACGCUUUUCAUCACAUUUAUUUGAGGAGGGGGCUGCAUACAAUUAGAUUACUUUGUGCUGAGAACCUGGCAGAUACUCAUAAUUGAGUGUUAAGGAUUAUACAGAUGAACCCUGCCACAUACUCUUGCUUCGUCCAGUAAAGAUAUAUCUUCAAAUAUUAAUAUGGCUCUCUGCAGCUGCUUGUUAACUGAUAAUAGGCAAUAUGAUCAGUGCUUAUCUCUCAGUUUAAACACCUUGCGUCAUUUAUGGACAUUUUUUGUAUUUUUGUGCUUCAAACUGCACAAAAUCUCUGCUCAUCAAUUCUUCUUUUGGACUUGCUCUCUCUGCACCAACUUUUCGAGCCUGCCCUGCCAUUUUAUUUUAUACAACAAACUGAAUUUGAUUUGUGCACAUCCUCGACAUUUCCUUGCAACCGGCAAAAUCAAAAAUUCUUUGGUAACUAAUCUGACUGGAAAAUAAAAGUGUUUGCUGUUUUUAAUUUGCAGUUGAAUUACACAACACUGAAUCUGACUUUGUUGUGCUGUCAUUGAGAUUGCCAGCGUGAUAUUUUGGAAGCAGAGUUCCUUGUAUUCAUGAUGAUUCCAGUUUACUUUGUACGGCUAUACUGUGAGAAACUGUGGCCCUGUUCCCUCAAGAAGUCACUUCUCAAGAAUCUUGUUGGGGUCGGUGAGUUGGGGGGAAAUCAGUGCAUCAAUAAAACCAUUUCUGUAAUUUG